Messenger RNA from Vanrija pseudolonga, 1446 nucleotides. It is a transcript of the gene SPCC825.05c, whose product is annotated as PWI domain-containing protein. The transcript has 7 exons. Gene Ontology annotation, biological process: mRNA processing; regulation of mRNA splicing, via spliceosome. Gene Ontology annotation, molecular function: RNA binding. Gene Ontology annotation, cellular component: spliceosomal complex. Bases 69 to 1385 code for a protein of 438 amino acids. Lineage: Eukaryota; Fungi; Basidiomycota; Tremellomycetes; Trichosporonales; Trichosporonaceae. The record is from RefSeq and is a predicted model, not a curated record.
GAUCUCCACUUCUCUCCAUCCUUGGCCAUUGUUUGGCUCGCACACACAAGAGCAUCUCCUUGCCCAUCAUGGCCGACAGCAUGCGCGGAGCAGAUGCGUCGCAAGACACGCGCUUCAAGGACAAGGAGGCGCUUAGCAUCAAGGCUACAAAGUUCCCGGCUCACUUUAGCGAAAAGGUCGACCUCCGCAAGGUCAAUGUAUCGGUUCUGAAGCCGUGGAUCGCAAAGCGUCUGACUGAGCUCAUGCGCUUCGAAGAUGACGUUGUUGUGGAGUACGUCUACAGCAUGCUGGAGGACAGGGACAAGCCUAUUCCCGACCCAAGGAAGAUGCAGGUUGCGCUCGUCGGCUUUAUGGACAAGUACGGCGCAGCUGCGUUUGUUGACGAGCUGUGGAAGCUGCUCCUUUCGGCCCAGAAGACUGUUGGGGGUGUCCCUGCCGAGUUCAUUGCCGCGAAGAAGGCAGAACUCGAAGAGGCACAGAGAAGGGGACCGGUAGACAACGAGGCCCAGAUGCGUGCGCGCGUCGAUUCCAUGCGCGAUGGCCCCAGGAGAGAUGACCGAGGUGGACGUGACGACUACCGCUCUGGCCCACCUAGGCGCUUUGACGAUCGCGAUCGCGGCGGCCGGUAUGGCGACCGUGGAGGAUAUGGCGACCGCGACCGCGGCUACGGUGGACGUGGUGGAGGCGGAGGCGGAGGUGGGUACGGUCGCGACCGUGAUGGAGGCUUUGCCGGUCGUGAGCGCGACAACGGGUACGGAGCGCGUGCUCAGCGCGAUGGCCGUGACUCGCGCGAUGCUCGCGACAGGUCGCCGCCUGCUCGCGGCGAGUACCGUCGCCGUUCGCCUUCCCCGCCUCCUCGCCGCCGUUCGCCUUCGCCUCCUCCUCGUCGCCGCUCUCCUUCCCCUGCGCCCCGACGCCGGCGCUCGCCGUCCAGGUCGCCCAGCCGAACCCCACCCCGUCGCCGGGGUGGCCGUGAUGAACGCGACGGCACCCCCGAGCGUAAGCGUGAGCGGAGCCCGACAAUUACGCCUCCGCGCCGUGCCCGUGAGGAGGAAGGUGGACGAGGUGGUCCGUCUCGGCGUGCUCGCGACGAUGACACUCCUCCUCGGCGCAGCGACAAGUAUGACGACACUCCGCCUCGGCGCGGUCGUGGUGGUGGUGGUGACGACGACACGCCUCCUAGGCGUGGCGGACGCGAUGAUACGCCACCUGCGCCAUCAUCGCGUCGCGAGGACAAGUCCCGCUCCCGCUCCCGCUCGCCGCCGCCGCCACCACCUCGCCGGCGCGAUUCUGCUAGUCGCGAAGAGCCAAAGGAGAAGAGUGAGGGUGAGGAACGGCGUCGCAAGAAGCUCGAGGGCCCGCUUUCCAAGAGCCGAUGGGCGUGAUACGUUAGUAGUAGCAUUGACAUAUCGAGUUGUGCCUGUGGGAUGCAUUGGAAGUCGAGAC